Molecule: messenger RNA, 1401 nt
Organism: Oryzias melastigma (Indian medaka)
Lineage: Eukaryota; Metazoa; Chordata; Actinopteri; Beloniformes; Adrianichthyidae
Product: leucine-rich repeat-containing protein 3B
Exons: 1
Coding region: 129-980 (283 amino acids)
Molecular function (GO): protein binding
Source: RefSeq, a predicted model, not a curated record
AAAAUAUAUAGUUGGAGUGGGACUACCCUGCCUCAAAAUGUCACUUUUCUUUUGCUGCUUGAUGAUUUUUUUCCUCUUUAUGACUUUUUACUUUUAUUUUCUAGGUUCUGCAAUAGCUGGAGUGAUUGAUGUGGACCUCAACCCUAAAUUCAGGCGGUCCUACUGAAGAAUGCCCAUUUCCCACAAUGCCCCAGCCUACAGACUGGCUACUGCGCCACUCAGUGGUCAUGUGUUUGUUGCUACACAGUUUGGUCCUGAUGACCUUCUGCUUCCAUCACGCCGCCACCACGUGCUCCAACCGGUGCUACUGCUCUGAGAGCGAGACCGGCGGCAAGACGGUGCGCUGCAGCAACCUUCAGCUCACAGAAAUCCCACUGGACAUCCCCAAUGACACACAACGCAUCUACUUGGACUUCAACCUUUUGACGUCUGUCCCAACUAAUGCUUUUGGAGGUUUAUCCCACUUAGUUGAGCUGGACAUAUCGCAUAACGAAUUAACCCAGCUAGAACCCGGCGCCUUCAGAGGCCUCGGCCCCUCCCUACAGUUCUUAGACCUGUCCUCAAACAAGUUAGUUAACUUUAACCCUGAGGCCUUCGAUGGCCUUCGGGCGUAUGCCAACCUAACGAACAAUCCAUGGCACUGUGACUGCAACUUGCAGAUGGCUAUGCCCCGCGUGGACCUGGAGCCUGUGUCGCUCACAGGCAUUGUGUGCCAGACUUCUGAUCCAGAGGAAAUAGGCGUUGAAGGACAUUCCUUCCUGCUGAAACCAGACAUUGACUUAUGCGUGGUGAUGAAGAAGACGACAGACGUGGCCAUGCUGGUUGUCAUGUUUGGCUGGUUUACGAUGGUCAUCUCAUAUCUGGUUUACUACGUGAGGGCUAAUCAGGAGGACGCCCGCAGACACCUGGAGUAUCUAAAGUCUUUGCCCAGCCGGCAGGGCAGGUCAGAGGAGUCUUCCACCAUAAGCACUGUGGUUUAGCACUAAUAUAACCACACUUUACUGAAAUCGUAUCUCAUAAUGACGGUGCUUGCAAUGUGGCCUGUACUUACACGGUCACCAUCGGUGUUCAAGAACCCAAGACGGAAACAACAACGGAAGCUCCAACAUUUGCAAACUUGUUCAGAUGAAUAAUUCAUCUUUCAGCAGACCAUUAAGACUUUUUUUCCUAAGUUGAUGGCCUUGUUUGUGCACUAAGCUGGUAAAAGCAGUGUUUCUGGUGAGUAUGGGACACAAAUGGGAUUUAUCCAGUGGUGCGUGCACUUUGAUGCAUCAACAGAGACGAGACACGGUCGUAUGAACGCCAGAGGAACGAGCUCCAUGUACGAAUGCCUUUUCUAUUAAUAAAAUACCUAUGAUAUGCACUCGGAUGAUUUAAGUAAAAUUACGUUUUGCAUGGAAA